UGAGGGCGUUUUUACACCGCCACACACAUGUUAUUGAAUUAACUGGAACAAAAAAAAUCUAAUUGAUAAAAUUUCAGAGAUUAUUAGAAAAUUUCUGUGCAAAAAUUUUCAAUAAAAACUUAUUUAUUUAUAAAUAAUUAAUCUUAAAGUCGUUGCCACAAUAAUAAAUUAAUAAAAUGUCGGGCAUUUCAAAUCUAUCGGCCAAUGAAAAAGGCGAAUUAAUGGAUCAAGUUAAACAACAAAUUGCCGUAGCAAAUGCACAGGAACUCUUGACGAAAAUGACUGAGAAAUGUUUUAACAAGUGCAUUAACAAACCCGGCGUAUCAUUGGAUUCUUCGGAACAGAAAUGCAUUUCCAUGUGUAUGGAUCGGUUUAUGGAUUCUUGGAAUUUAGUCUCACGUACUUAUGGCAAUCGUUUGCAACGUGAACAAAAUAAAAUCUAGAACUAAAAUAAAAUUAAAAAAAAAAAACUACUUAAAAAUCCCUAAAUAACCUAAAUAGAUCAUUAUUUUGUUGAUUGUUUUUUAAGAAUAUUUUACCUUUAUAUAUACAAUACAAAAAAGAAACAAUUGUUUUGUUGUUUUUAAAACAAAUCCGGAAAGUUUUUACCACUAGCUAUUUCUGAUUAAAAACCAAUGACUUUUUCUUAAGACAUUUCACAAAUAAAAGUUUAUCAAAAUAAAUAGAAAAUAAAU
This is a messenger RNA of Lucilia sericata (common green bottle fly), 695 nucleotides long. RefSeq names its product mitochondrial import inner membrane translocase subunit Tim13. Bases 177 to 443 code for a protein of 88 amino acids. The record is from RefSeq and is a predicted model, not a curated record. Lineage: Eukaryota; Metazoa; Arthropoda; Insecta; Diptera; Calliphoridae. The transcript has 3 exons.